Messenger RNA from Lampris incognitus (smalleye Pacific opah), 981 nucleotides. It is a transcript of the gene phpt1, whose product is annotated as phosphohistidine phosphatase 1. Bases 125 to 511 code for a protein of 128 amino acids. Gene Ontology annotation, cellular component: cytosol. Gene Ontology annotation, biological process: peptidyl-histidine dephosphorylation. The record is from RefSeq and is a predicted model, not a curated record. Gene Ontology annotation, molecular function: protein histidine phosphatase activity. Lineage: Eukaryota; Metazoa; Chordata; Actinopteri; Lampriformes; Lampridae. The transcript has 3 exons.
GGCACUUCCGGGCGAUCGGCGCGACGCAUCGUCCCCGCACCGUUUCGCUUCAGCGGUACGUGACAGACUUCACAUCCAGUCUGGUUUUUGAAACAACGAGCGGUUUUACGCUUCUUUUGAGAGCAUGUGUACACAAACGAGGGCUGCGGCGCUCAUAGCCAAUAUUCCGCCAGUAGAAAUCGAUCCGGAUGGGGUCUUCAAAUACGUCCUGAUACGAGUUCACAGCAAGGAGGAGGGGGACGAUUCAAUGACGGAUAUUGUACGAGGAUUCGCUUGGGCUGAGUACCAUGCUGACAUCUAUGACAAGGUGUCGGAAGAGCUGGAAAAAGGAGGCCAUUUGGACUGUCAGUGUGUUGGAGGAGGAAGAAUCAGACAUGAAUUCAACGCCAAGAAGAUCCAUGUCUAUGGCUACUCAAUGGGAUUUGGAAGAGCGGACCAUGCUGUGUCAACAGAGAAACUGAAGGCCCACUAUCCCGAUUAUGAAGUGACCUGGAGUAACGAAGGAUACUGAUCUACACCUGCAUUUAUCAUCCUCGCCUUUCGAUAAGACUUUAACUGCCGCUGCAGUUUUCCCUGAGCCGUGGUGUGGCAGGCAGAUCAUAACGAUCUCAUCCCACUGGAACUAUUGGAACAACUGACGCCAAGUCAGAAGAAGAGGUUGUUACUGCUUGCCUCAUUAUCUAAACAUCACACUGUCAGACAGUGGCUAGACUAACGUUUUUUUUGUUUUUGUUUUUUUUUGUCUCAAAGUCAAGUGAAAUGAUGAGGAAAUGAGCACGCUAAACUUUGUUCAAAUGUAUUUUUACUUUAGGUUGAAUAAAUUUCACGAUGGAAUGUGCGCUUGCUCUAAUAUGAAAAAUCAUUUAUCAGGAAAUUGAGUUUGGAAAAUGGAAUAAAGAAAUUGUUUAAUCUCAUACAGAAAGGUACAGGCUUUAAUUUGUUAUUUUAUACAGAUGUCACGAAGGUGAAUUAAAAGACUUU